UGAGUAGUCACCUGCUGUUUCCUAGCCCAUCCAGCAGCGACCCAGGCCUUUAAGGAGCUGUCUGUAGACGCCUGAAGACGUUAGAUUCAGGUGCAGAAAUGCCCUUGGCAUGUUUGACAGACUUCGAGGCACAUGCACGAGAGCGGCUGUCUAAGUCAUCGUGGGAUUAUAUUGAAGGAGGAGCUGAUGAAGGCAUCACACGGGAUGACAACGUGGCUGCAUUUAAAAAGAUUCGCCUGCGUCCCCGGUACCUGAGAGACGUGUCAGAGGUGGACCUCAGAACCACAAUCCAAGGGGAGGAGAUCAGCGCCCCCAUCUGCAUUGCACCCACAGGCUUCCACUGCCUGGCCUGGCCUGAUGGAGAGAUGAGCACGGCCCGAGCUGCACAAGCAGCUGGCAUCUGCUACAUCACCAGCUCAUAUGCCAGCUGUAGCCUAGAAGACAUUGUCACUACUGCCCCCAGAGGCCUGCGAUGGUUCCAACUCUAUGUGCACCCAGAACGGCAGCUCAACAAACAACUGAUCCAAAGGGUAGAAUCCCUUGGUUUCAGAGCUCUGGUGAUCACGGUGGAUGUACCUGUACUUGGCAACAGGCGGCAGGACAUUCGAAACCAACUGAAUCUGAGGAUGAAUCUAAUGCAAACCAGUAUUCAUUCAACUAAAGAGAGAAAUUCAAUACCAUAUCACCAAGUGUCUCCCAUCAGUGCAUCAUUCUGUUGGAAUGACCUCUCAUGGUUUCAGAGCAUAACUCGAUUGCCCAUCAUCCUUAAAGGGAUUUUGACAAAAGAGGAUGCAGAGUUAGCUGUGAAGCACAAUGUCCACGGCAUCAUCGUUUCCAACCAUGGUGGGAGACAGCUUGAUGGAGUGCCUGCUUCAAUUGAUGCUUUGACAGAAGUGGUGGCUGCUGUGAAAGGAAAAACUGAAGUGUACCUGGAUGGUGGGGUCCGAACCGGCAACGACGUGCUGAAGGCUCUGGCCCUUGGGGCCAAGUGCGUUUUCCUCGGGAGACCCAUCCUGUGGGGUCUCGCCUACAAGGGCGAACAUGGUGUCGAGGAAGUUCUGAACAUUUUAAAAAAUGAGUUCCACACCUCCAUGGCCCUAACAGGUUGCCGGUCAGUCACUGAGAUCAGUCAGGACCUGAUUCAGUUCUCCAGAUUGUAAGAGGAAAUGCUAAUAAUGAGACUGCACAACAGGAAGUCAGAUUCAUGCCAUGGGGUACAGCGCUGUCCUGCCUGGGCCCCAUCCUUUCCAACAGCUCAUGCCCUGUACCCCAAAACCUGCCAUCCCCUGUGUUUCCAAGUCCUUUGUUUUCAAAUGUCCAAUGCCCUUCUUUGCCUCACUGCUUAAAGUCCUCCUCUGAAAUAAAGAUCUUAAAAUGGCAGAAUAGCCAUGA
Molecule: messenger RNA, 1392 nt
Organism: Lepus europaeus (European hare)
Lineage: Eukaryota; Metazoa; Chordata; Mammalia; Lagomorpha; Leporidae
Gene: HAO2
Product: hydroxyacid oxidase 2
Exons: 8
Coding region: 99-1160 (353 amino acids)
Molecular function (GO): oxidoreductase activity; FMN binding
Source: RefSeq, a predicted model, not a curated record